AUGUUCAUGUCCCUCCAGGGUGUCCCUAAUGCUUCACGCAUGUCAUAUAUCCCUGCACUUCAUCCUUUCCCAUUUCCUUCCUUCACCGCAAACACUUUUCCAACACUACAUCGAAAUGGAGUUUUGGUGGGGCAUUACAACAGUGAAUGUCCACCUCAACCCCGAAAGUUAUUUAUUGGUGGUUUGAGUCACGAAACUACCGACGAUCAGCUACGACAGUAUUAUUCACAAUGGGGUACUGUGGUGGACUGUAUAGUUAUCAGGGAUCCACAAACAAAGUACUCACGAGGGUUUGGAUUUGUUACAUUCGCAACUAUACAAAUGGCUGAGGCUGCUAUGGCUGACCGACCUCACACGAUAAACAACAAGGUGGUUGAUCCAAAGCGCGCUAUACCUCGUGAACAGAUGUCACCCCUCCUUCCAAAUCAUCCUCCAUCAUUCCUGGAAAUUGAACCUGAUCCAGGAUGCAAGUUAUCCUUGUCAGGAAUACAUUGGGCAUGGCAUACGGUUGAUGACUUACGACAGUACUUUGACAAUUUCGGAACUGUAGAGCAAGUUGAAAUUUUGGGCAAUCCUAGAGGACUAGGUUUUGUUGUUUUCGAAAGCAAAUCUUCUGCAGAUAAGUGUUUGGAACAUGGGAAAAUCCACAUAAUCAAUGGCCAAAAGUGUGAAAUUACCCGCAAUCCAAUUGAACAUUCCAUCUAUCAGCGCAAUGAUACGUAUGAUGGUAAUGAUUCAGAAAUAGUCGACGAGCAAGUUGAUUCGGCUAGUGCAAGUGGACAUGAAACACCUGGUGACAGCUCCAUAAAAGCUCUGGAGAAUGGUUUCGCAAACAAUUUGAAUUUCGCCGAAGCGGAGAAUGUUUGCACUUCUUGUGAUGCUGAUGCUACUCAAAAACUGAAAGAAAACGCGAUGAAUACGAAAAUUGUCAAACUGCCAAGAACAGAGAAGGAGGAUGUAAAUGGGAAAUCCAUCAAAGAGGCAGAGGAUGAAAAGAAUGCGAAUGAAAAACAUAAUAAAAAGAUCCCAGUAGUGAAAACUGAUAAGAAGAUUAAGAAAGCAAGUAAAAAUUAA
Cercopithifilaria johnstoni is the source of this 1074-nucleotide messenger RNA. The record is from the annotation of a GenBank genome assembly. Lineage: Eukaryota; Metazoa; Nematoda; Chromadorea; Rhabditida; Onchocercidae.